AUGGUACUUGCACAAUGUGUUUGGAUGCCAAUGUGGAACCUCCUGGUCCUUUUUGUCCAUCGUAUUGAGAGGGCUUUAAUCUAUAAAGAUAAAAUUUUGCAUGAUACAAAGUUAUCAAUGACAGAUCCCUCUCAGGAGUCUAACAAUGAGAAUGAAGAUAACGUUGAUAUAGUGAAAGUUGAGAUAACAGAAGAUCUGUUUACGCGUGAUCAGGUGAAGACUGAGGAGGAUGAAGUUCUUAUAAAUACAUCUACAGGUUUAGAUAAUUCUAAUAUUUCACAUAACACGGAAAAAACAGAAGAUCAUUGGUUAAAUUAUAUGACAGAAGCAGUCGAUCAGGAAAUAUAUGACAAUAUAAGUACAGGUGAAUUCACAAACUGCAACGAUCCUCGUCGUCAGGGUCAGAGUUCUGAAGCUUAUUUAAAUCUUCUUCAAAAUCAAAGAAGCCAAGUUGGAAAUAUAUGUUCUGAAUGUGGGAAAUGUUUUACCCAGAAAUCAGAUCUUUAUAGACAUUUGAAAAGUCAUACAGGAGAGAAACCAUUUUCCUGUUCUAUAUGUGGGAAAUGUUUUACACAGAAAGGAAGUCUUGCUGCUCAUCAGAAGAUUCAUACAGGCGAAAAAGGAUUCUCAUGUUCUGUAUGUGGGAAAUGUUUUACUAUGAAAUCGCAUCUUAUUGUUCAUCAGAAAAUUCAUACAGGGGAGAAAGCAUAUCCAUGUUCUGACUGUGGGAAAUGUUUUACACAUAAAUCAAAUCUUAAUAUGCAUCAGCAAACUCAUACAGGGGAGAAAGCAUUUUCAUGUUCUGACUGUGGGAAAUGCUUUAAUCGGAAAUCAAAUCUUAUUAUGCAUCAGAAAAUUCAUAUAGGAGAGAGAGGAUUUUCAUGUUCUGACUGUGGGAAAUGUUUUACUUGGAAAUCAACUCUUACUAAUCAUCAGAAGAUUCAUACAGGAGAAAAAGCAUUUUCAUGUAUUGACUGUGGAAAAUGUUUUACUCGGAAAGCAACUCUUAUUGAUCAUCAGAAAAUUCAUACGGGAGAGAAAGCAUUUUCAUGUUCUGACUGUGGGAAAUGUUUUACUCUGAGAUCGACUCUUAUUGGCCAUCAGAAGAUUCAUACAGGGGAGAAAGCAUAUUCAUGUUCUAAAUGUGGGAGAUGUUUUACUCAGAAAUCAACUCUUAUUAAGCACCAGAAAACUCAUAUUAAAUGAAAUCAGAGUUGUCACCCACACAAUACCUAGUGCUGAUGAUGACAUGUGACCCCCUGGGACGCACAGUUUUGGGGCUGUUUAAGACCCCUUCUGCCCCUCAAGCAUUUACCAGUACACUGUAUUAGUCAUCCCUGCGGGGGGGGGGUGGGGGGUCCAGGAUCCCUAUAUAAGUUUAAAUAGCCAAGUGAUCACCUGGAGCCCCUUUGUACACAUCAAAGUUAUAAAUAUAACCAAGGGCAUUAUAGUUAGGUGAUCACUGAGGUGACAGUGUUUCUCUAGCUGGAAUUUAAAUUGACCAGUUGAAAAGGUUUACAGGGUGAGCCUCUAGAUUAAAGGGAUAUGAAACCCAAUUUUUUUUUCUUUCAUGCUUUAGAGAGAGCAGCAAUUUUAAGCAACUUUCUAAUUUACUCAUAUAAUUUUUUUCUUCAUUCUCUUGGAAUCUUUAUUUGAAAUGCUGGAGUGUAAGCUUAGGAGCCAGCCCAUUUUUGGUUCAGCACCUGGGUAGCGCUUGCUGAUUGAUGGCUAAAUAUAAAAAAUACAAGAGGGCUCCAAAAGCACUUGUCUGGAUUAGGAUACCCCCCCCCCCCCCCCGGUACAUAGCAUGCAUUGUGUUGAAAUAUAAAAAAUAAUAAAUUUUUCUUUCAUUUGAAGUCCAAUUGAAAAGCAUAGUGUUAUUUGCCAACAACCUUGUUAAUUACAAUUGUAAUAAAAUAUGCAUUUUUUUCA
This is a messenger RNA of Bombina bombina (fire-bellied toad), 1932 nucleotides long. RefSeq names its product oocyte zinc finger protein XlCOF6.1. Gene Ontology annotation, biological process: regulation of cytokine production; regulation of immune system process; negative regulation of transcription by RNA polymerase II. Lineage: Eukaryota; Metazoa; Chordata; Amphibia; Anura; Bombinatoridae. The record is from RefSeq and is a predicted model, not a curated record. The transcript is spliced from 4 exons. Bases 1 to 1206 code for a protein of 401 amino acids.